This is a messenger RNA of Anthonomus grandis grandis, 3348 nucleotides long. Its product is annotated as thrombospondin type-1 domain-containing protein 4-like. Gene Ontology annotation, cellular component: extracellular matrix. The record is from RefSeq and is a predicted model, not a curated record. The transcript has 15 exons. Gene Ontology annotation, molecular function: metalloendopeptidase activity. The coding region runs from base 293 to 2824 and encodes 843 amino acids. Gene Ontology annotation, biological process: extracellular matrix organization. Lineage: Eukaryota; Metazoa; Arthropoda; Insecta; Coleoptera; Curculionidae.
UCGCACUUUGAACGGGCGAGAGACGCACUGAGUGAGUGAGAGUGAGAGAGACAAAAACAUUUUCUGUAUUCUUUUUUUAUUGGUUCUUAAUUAAAUCCUCCCUGUAUUAUUUAUUAUUAUGAUGUUCCACCCCCCGUAUAGUUUGAUAUAUUAUGCGAUAUGACUUAUAACGCAGGUGCGCGAUGGGUACUGCGAUCUCUAUUUGAACGUUCUUCGAUUUGGCGCCAAAAAUUUUCGAAGUAUGAGUGACUUUACUUAGAAGGGGUGGUUUUUUUGAUUUUUUUCGGUCAGGAUGCGGUUGGAGACGCUGCUUAUAAGGGCCACCGGCGUUUUGGCUUUUUUGAACGUUUACUGGGCCAAGGAGGGCGCUCCGGUCAAUCCGCCCACGAAGGAUAAAAGGAUCGGGAAGUACCCUUCAAAGUUGUACGAUCUCUAUCAAAACCAAAUUGAAAAAAAACCAAAAUUACAUGGCGAAUGGUCCAGCUGGAGUCCGUGGAGUCAAUGUACAAGAACAUGCGGCGGAGGGGUCACCCAACAGACCAGACAUUGCAUCACUAGAUCGGCCGAUUCCAGGUUUGUAAAACGGCAACGUCGAAGAAGACAGAACUGGCAACCGUCUAACGAGUGCGUGGGCCUGUACAAGAGGAUCCAUCUAUGUAACACUCAGGACUGCCCCGACCAUCAGAGAGAUUUCCGAUACGAGCAAUGUGCCGCCUUUAAUGUUCGACCGUUUAAAGGGAAAAUCUUCGAUUGGGAACCCUUUUAUCAAGGUAAAGUGGAGUGCGCCCUCAAUUGCCGCCCAAAAGGGAUGAAUUUCUACGCGACCCUAAAUAAAACCGUAAUCGACGGCACCCCGUGUUACCGCCCGGUUACCUCUACGGGAAAAAGCGCUCCGCGGGGCACCAAGGGGGUGUGCAUCAACGGAUACUGCAAGAGCGUCAACUCCCACGGGGUGGUGGGGGGUAGCGACGAAAACUCCCAUCACGAGUGUCAUUCCUGUUUGCGCGGUCAAUGUCGAACCGUCAACGGGAUUUACACGCGUCCAGAUUUACCCGCUGGAUACUCGUUGGUGGCCCAAGUGCCUAAAGGGGCCUGUGGGUUGCACGUGCAACAGAUUAAACACACCAGGAACUUUUUGGCCUUAAAAAUCAGCGAAAAUGGCACCUACGUCCUCAACGGAGACUGGAAUUUGGGACCCAGCAGAAGCAUUGAUACCAUAGGCACCAAAAUCACUUACGUAAAACAAGACGCCAACUCGCUAGAGACCAUUGCCGCACCCGGACCUUUGGCAACACCGCUCGAUAUCAUGGUGGCCAGCUACCAGGCCAAUCCAGGGAUCAAAUAUCGAUACUCUUUGCCGGUGGACGAGGCCAGUCCCGUGGCUGCACCGCCCCUGUUAAAACGACCCUUAGACCCCGUGACGUUUGACACAAGGAUAUUAGAGCCGUAUGGUGAUAAUGCGACUUUUAGCCACCAGAGGGAUGACCCCAAGCCGGUGGUCCUGCAUCCGGGACAGCGCAGGACGCGUCUGCGCAGACGAAACUUCCAUUGGAAAGUCACCGGGUUGACUCCAUGUACCAAAACUUGCGGGGGAGGCACUCAAACGUACUUGCGCACAUGCUACAGAACAGUGACCCCCACCCACCAAAUCCCCAUAAACGAGAAGAGAUGCGCCCACCUGGAUCCCCCCGCCCUCACCCCCAUCCCUUGUAACCUGGACCCUUGCCCCAACACCGCCCAAUGGGGUGGAGCAUGGGGUCAAUGCUCGGUCUCCUGCGGCGAGGGUGUCCAACAAUUCAUCGUCCUCUGCAGGAAAGAGUCGGAUGGUAAACUGGUGGUGGUCAGUGAGACCCAGUGCGGCCCAGACAAGCCCAGUCCUCAAUCCAGGGCGUGUCAGGAGAGGGAGUGCGACAGUUUCAAGGAUAACGAGCUGCCUCAGGUCGAACGGGAAUGGAACGUGGGUCCGUGGUCUCCGUGUUCAGUGUCUUGCGGAACGGGCCAUCGGACCCGCUCGGUAAUUUGUCCCUCGGGACGGUGUCAUCCUGAGAAUCGGCCCGCGCAUGCGGAGCAUUGUAGCCAGGGCGCAUGCCCGGACCCCGCGCAAUCUAGAAUUAAUAUCGCGUCGCGGUCCAGUCAUGUGGCGCCCUCUUGGUUGGUCAGCGAAUGGUCGCACUGUUCGGUACAAUGCGGAACAGGAAAUCAAACUCGUUAUGCGCUCUGCGACCUGGACUAUUGCAGUCCCGAGUCCAAGCCCGACGUAACCCGAGAAUGCUCGAGCGAAAAACAAUGCGACGGACAAUGGUUCGCUGGUCCUUGGGGCGAGUGCUCGGAUUCAUGUAACGGUCCGGCGAGACAGAGGAGGGAGGUACUCUGCAUAGCGAAAAUCAGGGGCGUGGCUCACGUUACCAACGAAAUGGUGUGUCCAGUUGCAUUAAAACCCUACGAAGAACAAUCCUGUUUAGGUUCUUGUCCGUCCCAGUGGUUCACUGGAGAUUGGCAACAGUGCGAGGGCAACUGUCCGCAGGGCGUGCAAAGGCGCGAAGUAAAAUGCCUGGACAUCGAUAAACGACCGUCGAACCGUUGCCCCGAGGAUAAAAUUCCCGUGGGAAAACGGUCGUGCGCAUGCGAGACUUUUAGUAGGGAGUCGAACGCGAAGGACAGCUACAGCUAUAAACUGGCCCAGGAUGAACCUGUUGACCGUUCCUGUGUCGAUAAGAUAUCGAAAUGUCGAUUGGCGGUGCAGGCCAGACUGUGCAGUUACCCGUUCUACACUAAAAACUGUUGCGAGUCUUGUAAAAAGGCGCAACAAGACUUUUUCGAAUAAAUCAUAAGAGAAUUUUAGUUUAAUCAUUCUGAUGGAGAAGAACGUGAUAAAUGAGGGCUAGGACCGGGCUAGCUGAGACAAACCCAGGGAAGGAACUGAUAGAUUUUUUUUUACUAACAUUUAAUUAGGAUUUUUAAAAAAAAUUAAAAUGUAUGAAAGGGUGAUUGAGUGAACAUUGAGUCUUGAAGCGGAUUCAAUAAAAGGUUUUCAAGUUAGACAAGAAUACUCUACUAAAUAUGGAACCUAAAGAAAAUAUAGUUGUCUGUGAUUGUUUCUUUUUUUUUUAGUUAAGACUUAUGUACAUUUAAUAUAGUUUCUCAAAAGUUUGAGGUAUUCUAACCUUAAUUUCGCUUCUGUUCUGUACUAAAGCACUGCCAAAAAUUGAAAUUUUCAAACUAAACCAGCGCGUUCUCAUAAGGAAAUUUAGUAUUUAUUCUGUCAUUAUAAGGGUUAGAAACUACUAGAAAGUAUUAUAUGUGUAAUAGACUUUUAUUAUUUAAUUGAAAUAUAGAAUUUUUCACGAA